This is a messenger RNA of Cryptococcus deneoformans JEC21, 822 nucleotides long. RefSeq lists its product as hypothetical. The record is from RefSeq and is a predicted model, not a curated record. NCBI's taxonomy places the organism in Eukaryota, Fungi, Basidiomycota, Tremellomycetes, Tremellales, Cryptococcaceae. The transcript has 3 exons. The coding region runs from base 1 to 756 and encodes 251 amino acids.
AUGCGCCCCCCCCGCCCCCUCGCGCUGCUCGCCCUCGCCCUCCCCGCCGCCGCCUUCCGCGACACCUCCCCCCUCCUCAUAUGGCUCCCCCACGCGCCCCACGCGCCCCUCGCGCCCCCCCUCGCAGACGCCGCCGCCGUCUAUUCCCAGCUGCACACCCUCGGCUGUGACUGGCACUCUGCGGUCGCCGUCCAUGUCGACGACCUCCACAGCUCGUGCACCGCCGACUAUGCCAUCCCGCCCGACGCCCACGUCCACAUCCCCUAUCUCAGCCGGCCGGAUAGACGCGCGCUCGACGACAGCCUCGAGGCAUGGGCGCGCACGUGCGGCGCCGUGGUAGACGACGCGGUGGACGCGGCGGUCGGUGGGAAGCGUCUCGUCAGGCUCAGCGUCGCGAAUGGAGAACCGAUCCCACCGCUCCCGCCCUCCUCCAUCCUCCUCAUCACCGGCUCGCCUUCCGGCUCCAGGCCGCACAAGCGACAGGAAGAACGCCCGUUCCCCACCCACUCGUCUCUCACCACCCGCCCGACCGCUUCCCCUCCCAAACACAACGCUACCGUCCCCGCCGACGGGCCCCUGUUCGACCGCGUCCAGAUCCUGACCACCCCAAUCAUCACCGCGUUACUCGUCACCUUUGGUAUCUUUAUCCCGCUUGCGGCGUUUGGUGUCAGUGCGCUCGCCAGCAUUCAAGUGCCUCCAAGGAUGAUGGAGAUUGGCAAGGGAUUAGUUGUCGGCAAGGAGAGAAAGGAUCAGUAGGCUGCGUUUGUGGAUGCAGUCGUGUUGCUCUUUGUAGACUAUAAAUACAUCCCAAAUAAUAUCUUU